UAGAACUGGACAGGUUACAGCUAUAUGUGUUAAGAUUAAUAAGUUAUAUUUAAUCGACCGUGCCAAAAAGCUGAUAGGCAUUUGGAUAUCUUAUCACAGCAGGUGGCGCUGCGGUCGAAGGUUCGGGAAGUUAUUCUUCUUUAAACUCUAUAAGAGCAAGGGAGUUUAAAUCUUAUCGACUACAGCUAUUUGUUCCAAGAUUGAUAAGUUUUAACUAUAUUUAAUCGACCUUGCCAAGAAGCAGAUAGGUAUUUAUCUUAUCACAGGCAGCUGUUCCAUUUGAGAAGUGGCGCUGCGGUCGGAGUCUCGGAAAGAUAUUCCUGCUUGAACUGCGAUAGAUCUGGACAAUUUUAAUCUUAUCACUUACAACUAUAUGUUUUAAGAUUAAUAAGUCGUAAUUUUAUAUCCAAUAGAGCGUGCCAAGAAGCAGAUAGGUAUUUAGACAUCAUCGGCAGCUGUUCCAUUUGAGAAGUACAUCUCCGCAACUUAGUUAACAUGUCGCGGACUGAAUUUGUGAAGAAAUUCUUCGCCAAACUGAACUCGUUCCACCGCAAUUACAUGGGGAAGGAGGCCUUUAUCGAGUUCGUGGGCCUGCAGCUCUGCUACACCGGCAACCGGAAGUGGCUCGUGUGGCGCAUCCUGUUCAUGGACCUGUACCUGCGCUUCUGCCGCGCCCGCAACUCCUUCCCCUCCGACAUGACCCAGAUCGGGAUGCACCUGGCCUUCGCAGGGGUCCAGUCCGUCACCUUGCACUACGACCGGGCCCUGAUGACCUUCUACAGCGGCUUCUCCGUGUUCGGGAUGGACAGGGACGUGCCGUACUGCACGAAGGGAUACACCCACGUGUACGUGAGCGUCCUGCCGUACAUCGAGAUCCACGUGAAGAAGGAGGAGGAGGAGAGCCAGCGCAGGGGAGUGAAGCGGGUGGCGGGCGUGGCCUGCAAGAAGGGCCCCAUCACCCAAUACAACAAGUACAAGGAGACCACGGGAAGAGCCCCGCCCCCGAAGAAGAGGAGGACGUAGAGGCCGGGGAGGACGGCGCGCGGAGAGGGAGGGCGCGAGGGCAGGCCUUGAGAUCUGACCUCCGUUGACCCUGCGGAAGGUAACUCUUUUAUCUUGAUUUCGUUUGGUUUUGUUGCCAAGCGUCGGUGCCUUACAGUGUUUUGUUAAUGUUCAGCAAAUUGGAUCAAAGUGUAUUUCAGUCAUUUUAUUCAAAAUAAUAUUGUUACUACCAUCAUCAUCAUUACUAUUAUCAUUAAGGUCACUUUUCGU
This is a messenger RNA of Penaeus vannamei (Pacific white shrimp), 1272 nucleotides long. The record is from RefSeq and is a predicted model, not a curated record. Lineage: Eukaryota; Metazoa; Arthropoda; Malacostraca; Decapoda; Penaeidae.